GGGGCCCCAGAAGAAAAGAGGAUCCCUACCCCAGGCAAGCGUCAUAGCCACCAACUCACGCACAAGGUUUUCCGUCCCUGUGCCUCAGUUUCCCCUCUUCAGCCUUAGCGACACUGGCUUUUCGGGUCAAAUUGGAAAUGCCCUUCCAAGCGGGGAUGCAGAAGGUGGGGGAGGAACUGUUCCCGCCGGUUUCCGCAGCCAACCCGCUCCAAGGCUGACAUCCCGGGGACCACAGAUCCUCCUCCUCGCGGCUUCUAGGGGCCAAAGUCCUGAUCCGGAGUGGAGAAGGAAAUACACACGAGCAGAAGGGAGAGGUGGGCAGAUCUGACCCUUGGUUCCCGCGGGGAGCUAGAGUCCCGCUGCGCGUGACCGUGGCACUGCGGCUGCUCCUCCCCCGCCAGCGAAAGACGGGGGAGGUCGGAGGGCGGCGGAGACGCAGGACCGGAUCCCUGCGGACGCGCGUCGCGGCUCUGGGGAUGGUUGACUAGGUCCUACCCCCUCCUCUCCUCUCGUCUGGUCUCUCGUUUCCGGGAGUUUCUCCGUUCUGAGCGCGUCGCUGAGUCACCGUCUGCGCUCCGCACCCAGCUGUCCAGGGCUCCGUCCCCCUGCCCUGCCUGGGGACCUCCAAAGGGUGGGAACGACGCCAGUCCACCCGGCGCUCCGGAGGAGAAGACACCACCGAGGCGUGCCCGGGGCCCGCGCUGCUCCCGGACUCCCCUCCUGGACUUGAAGAGACGAGAGGGGCUUGUGUGGGUCGGUGGGCACCGGCUUGGGCUGGGCCCGGUCAGUCUCAGCCUGCUUCAGGGCUUUUUUUUUCCCAAACUCCUGCCCUACUUGGGUCAAAUCGGCCUUGGCAACUUCUUCCUCGCAGUCUCCGCGAAUAACCUUCCAGGGAUUUAACUCUAGCUGGUCGCGGACACGUUCAGGUCACCUGCCGUGAAAUGUAGCGCGCUUGCGCUUGCGCGCGCGCGCACACACACACACACACACACACACACACACACACACACACACACGCACAGGCCCCGGCUCGCCUCCGCAUUUCCAGCGGAGCCAGCGGGAGGGGCUGGGCGACAGGACCACGCCCUCCAUGCCUCUCCACUACAGGCCGGGACCCGUCGGCCCCUCCACCCUGCCAGACUCCUACCCGGCAGGCCGGAAGCGUGGACUUGAUCGCCCACUGCAGGCAGCUGCUCUGGUCCAGAUCUGGACGCCGCAAGGAAUGACGCGGGGGCCUCCCGAGCCCCAGCUCCGGGUGGGGAGGGCGAGCCCCACAACCAGCCCCGCGAAGACCUCCUGGGUGGCACCGAUAAGGAGCUGAAGGCAGGACCCGCCGUCCCCAUGGGCAGCGCCCCGACAUCGCCGGGAACCUCUUGGCAGAGGGAAACAAGGGACGAGGCUAUGGACCCAGCCGGCGGCUGCUCCCCAAGCGCGCUCCCGCGUCCCUGCCGCGUCCUGGUGUUGCUGAAUCCUCGCGGCGGCAAGGGCAAGGCGCUGCAGCAGUUCCAGAGACUCGUGCAGCCCCUUCUGGCUGAGGCUGAAGUCUCCUUCAAGCUGAUGGUCACUGAGCGACGGAACCACGCGCGCGAGCUGGUGCAGGCGGAGGAGCUGAGCCGCUGGGACGCGCUGGUGAUCAUGUCUGGGGACGGGCUGAUGCAUGAGGUGGUGAAUGGGCUCAUGGACCGGCCGGAUUGGGAGACUGCCAUCCAAAAGCCCUUGUGCAGCCUCCCAGGAGGCUCUGGUAACGCACUGGCUGCUUCCUUGAAUCACUAUGCUGGCUAUGAGCAGGUAACCAAUGAAGAUCUCCUGACCAACUGCACACGGUUGCUGUGCCGCCGGCUCCUGUCGCCCAUGAACCUACUGUCCCUGCAUGCAGCCUCCGGGAUUCGCCUCUUCUCUGUGCUCAGCCUGGCCUGGGGCUUGGUGGCUGAUGUGGAUGUGGAGAGUGAGAAGUAUCGGUGCUUGGGGGAGAAACGCUUCACUGUAGGCACCUUCUUUCGCCUAGUGAACCUGCGCGCUUACCGGGGCCAACUGGCCUACCUCCCCACAGAAAGUGCUGUCUCCAGCAAGACGCCCACUUCCCCUCUGCUGCAGCAGGGGGGCCCUGUGGACUCACACCUUGUUCCCCUGGACGAGCCAGUGCCCUCUCACUGGACUGUGGUGCCCGAGCAGAACUUUGUGCUGGUGCUGGCACUGCUGCACACACACAUGGGGAGCAAGAUGUUCACGGCACCCAUGGGCCGCUGUGCGGCUGGUGUCAUGCACCUGUUCUAUGUGCGCGCAGGGGUACCGCGGACCAUGCUGUUGCGCCUCUUCCUGGCCAUGGAGAACGGCACGCACAUGGAGCAUGACUGCCCGUACCUGGUGCACGUGCCCGUGGUUGCCUUCCGCCUGGAGUGCAAGGAGGGGAGGGGCGUGUUUGCUGUGGAUGGGGAGUUGUUGAUCACUGAGGCUGUGCAGGGCCAGGUGCAGCCCGACUACCUCUGGAUGGUUAGUGGCCCCAGGGAGGCCUCACCCACCCAGAAGCCCCAGCAGAAGGCAUCUCCCAAGAAGCCUCUAUGACCCCAGGGGCCCUGCAGUCCCUGGUCUCCUGGCAUAGGCUGAGACCGGGGUCCUCUCACCCUGGAUGGGAUAGCCUGCCUGCAGCUCAUGCGCGGUGAUGGGGACUCUUCCAGAGAAGGGUGGCAAUGUGGAGGCUAUGCUUUGAGAGGAUCAGAGGCCAGAAUGGGGCAUGGGCAAGAACCCCACUGAUGGGGUCAGUUGCUUGUGGAAGGCAGUGGCCCCAUUUGUCCUGGGAGUCCUCUUCCAUGAAUCAAGACCAAAUAAAGCGAUAUUCUUAGCCUGCUGAUCCUGUCCUAGGGA
Messenger RNA from Fukomys damarensis (Damara mole-rat), 2862 nucleotides. It is a transcript of the gene Sphk1, whose product is annotated as sphingosine kinase 1. Gene Ontology annotation, cellular component: intracellular membrane-bounded organelle; membrane; cytoplasm. The transcript is spliced from 6 exons. Gene Ontology annotation, biological process: cellular response to growth factor stimulus; sphingosine biosynthetic process; negative regulation of apoptotic process. Bases 1342 to 2562 code for a protein of 406 amino acids. Lineage: Eukaryota; Metazoa; Chordata; Mammalia; Rodentia; Bathyergidae. The record is from RefSeq and is a predicted model, not a curated record.